Trichomycterus rosablanca is the source of this 1329-nucleotide messenger RNA. Its product is annotated as solute carrier family 46 member 2. Lineage: Eukaryota; Metazoa; Chordata; Actinopteri; Siluriformes; Trichomycteridae. The record is from RefSeq and is a predicted model, not a curated record. Gene Ontology annotation, biological process: transmembrane transport. Gene Ontology annotation, cellular component: membrane. Bases 1 to 1329 code for a protein of 442 amino acids. The transcript has 5 exons. Gene Ontology annotation, molecular function: transmembrane transporter activity.
AUGGAGACGUUCUUCACAUUGGUGGAACCAGUGGUGAUUCUACUAAAACUAGGAACCUCAUUUUUUGACAUGGCGCUCACUCUAACAGUGUACAACCACUCACUGGAAGCAGCAGGUGGACAGGAUGACCAGGCCCAAGCAGCAUCCUCACGAUUCUUCCUUAUUCACUCCACCAUUUCUGCUGUAGCAUCCAUGCUUUCCAUCAUCCCACUUGGUCGCCUUGCAGACCGACGAGGACCUAAAAUGUUUAUGGUCAUCCCUCAGCUGGGCUCGCUCCUGGGCAUGUGCUUCCUGCUUGUCUUCCUGUUCUACGAUCUGCCUGUGGAGUUCCUCUUCCUUGGAUCCGUGGUGUACGGCCUCAGCGGAGGUCCUUCUGCUUACUGGGCUGGUGUUGUAGCUCUUGCUUCCCUGGGCUCGAAGCAAAAGAGGCGCACACUGAAACUCAAUGUUGUGGAUUUCUGUGUUGGCAUUGCAGGAGUGCUGGGUGGUCUGCUAUCGGGGUAUGUGUACCAGUUUGGUCAUCGAGGGUUAGUUCUUCUCGGGACCGCUAUGCUCCUCAAUAUGGCAUCGCUCUUGCACUCUGUGUUUGUUCUCACCCCCCAAAUACAAAACAGUGAUGAAACAGAUCGAUUGUUAGCGCAGGGUGAAUGCGGCGAGAGGAUGAACAGAAUUCACAUUGGGAUUCUAAUAUCAGCUUUGGUACUGUUUGACCUGGGUAUGACUGGAGCGGAGAACGUUCUUACACUCUAUGUGCUCAAGCCUCCGUUGAGUUGGGACUCGGUGUGGGCAGGUUAUGGUAGAGCAGCCACUAGUGCCAUGUAUUUGAGCAGCUUUCUUGGAGUCCUGAUACUGUCCAGUGUGCUUGGUGACUCAGCCCUGUCUCUGCUUGGCAUUGUGUCUAACUGCACUGGAAUGGCUAUGAUGGCGUUUGCAGUGGAUAGUUGGAUCUACUUCAUGGCUCGAGGAAUAAUGAUGUUUGCCUGUGUUCCUAUGCCAACACUGCGAGCAAUGCUUUCAAAAGUUCUAGACGCCCAGCAGUAUGGGCGUAUUUUUGGGCGGCUACAGUUGGCCCUUACUGUAACUGAACUUCUGUCUACGGUGCUCUUCUCCUCCAUUUACCCCCUCACUCUGAACUGGUACAGCGGAUUCUGUUUUAUCCUCUCCUGCGCCAUCAGCUACCUCAGUGUCAUACCCAUUCUGUACAAAGUCAAAAGAAAAGAGCUCUCAUUCACCAAAGCACAAACACACGGAAUAAAAGCCUCACUACGCAUGCGCCGAUUGCGUAAGGUGCGCAAAGUGCGUAAGGUCUUUAUUCAAGAUAAAAUCUAA